AUGUCUUUCACAAGUUUUUAUCUCGAUACCAGUCGAUUACCAGAUGAUGUUUUAUCAUAUACGGAUCAAGUUUUUUAUAAUUUUGUUGAAAUGCACCUCGGAAAACUACACGCUCGUCUGCUGUCAUAUCUUCACAUUAGUAGUGUACCAUGUUUUCUUUUAACUGAAAAUCCAUGCGGCAUUUUCGCUCUCGAUAUUGAUGAUGAAGUAUUGGAACAAUUGAGCCAAGAAGUAUGCAUUAAAUUAAAAAACAAUCAAUUGAUAGUCAAACCUGGUGUCGAAAAUGGCUUUAAAUGUUUAAAAGAAUUGUUGUUCAAAAAGAUUGAAGAAGAAACAAAGAAGAUAAAACUAAAGGGUAAACAACAACUUACGAUAUUGGUCAAUACUAUACCUGCACAAUUAAUUUCACUUUCUUCUUCAAUAUCAACAUCAUCACAAUCGUUAUUGACAAGUUCGUGUUCCUCAUUAAUCAUAGAUGAACAUCGACAAUACUUACUAAACUUAAUUCAUCAAUGGUGCAUUGACAACAAAGAAGGCUUUCAAUUGAAUGAACUUGAAUUAAAAGAAGAUGUUGAUUUUAAUUUUGUGUUUUCAAAUAUAAAUAAUGUUUUGGAAGUUAAUAUUCAAUGUAAAUGUGGUUCUAAAUUAAUUUUAGGAAAGAAUGUUGAAAAAUUUCAGCUAUCGAAUUACUACAAGCAUUUGAAAGAUACCAAUUGUUCACAUAUUAAUGCAUUAAAAAAGAAAUAUCAAGAUCAGACACAAAGUCAACAACAGCUGAUCAUCAAUUCAAUAACAACAUCACCUGAUACAACAAAUAUUCCAAUGAUGACAGUUCUUUCGGCUCAUUCUACUGAAUCAAAGUCAUCUCCUAUAAGUAUUAGAAAAAGAAGUAUUGAUAUUGAUUCAAAAAGACCACAAAAAAAGGCGAAAAAGACAAACAAACUUUAG
Messenger RNA from Rotaria sp. Silwood2, 948 nucleotides. NCBI's taxonomy places the organism in Eukaryota, Metazoa, Rotifera, Eurotatoria, Philodinida, Philodinidae. The record is from the annotation of a GenBank genome assembly.